AUGCUCUUACAAACUGUCACGGCCGGAAGCAUUUUCGAACAAGGUAGCCUCCCGCUGUUGAUUCUCACAUGUCUGCACGCGGGUGCUGUGGCCGCGUUCUUUUGGUGUCUCCUAGCCAAUGCGUUCGUCGCUACUCAGUAUGUGGAGGACGGGACGCCCAGCUCAUUGAUUCCAUUCUAUGGAUUCGCAGGGAUAUUCUUCGCCACCACCGCAUAUAUAUCGGCAGACACUGCGUUUAGCUAUACGAACCUUUUCAAGUCGACACCUCCGAGGGAUCUGCGCAAUAUAGCGCUCUUUAUCCUCCUGGUCAUUUGGCCUGCCGUCUCGGUCCUUCUCUAUGCCGGGAUUAUGUCCUACAUCGUCGUGAACAUCCUUGGCGAGAAACGACCGCUGAUGUACUACCUGGGUGCUUUGGUUGUCUUUAUUGGAGCGCAGCUCGCGUAUCUCUUUCUCGGGACGGCCAUUUGUCAGGGAACAAAUCGGUUUAUCGACAGCGCCUUCAUCGCGACCCUCCUUGAAACGACUGCAAUGGGCCUCUUGUUUAUAGGAUGGAGGACUAUCACCGAGAGCAAGUGGGAAGACCAGGUCUUCUUCCUCCAGGAAAAUGGAGGUGUCACGCUGCCAGACCCAGUAACGGCGCCAGUCGGUAUCAACGUCGACUGCGGGAUUCCAAAGGCGGGCGAUGGCCGUCUAGGAAAUAUCGUCAGCCGUAGACGGGCUGCUGUUGGCCGCGUCGAACUCCGGUCGUUGCUCAGUGCAUAUCUCCUAACUUUGGCACUACAAAUUGUCACAAAUGGCUCGGUACUCCAACAAGGUUCAACACCCCUCGUCGUCCUCACAGCUAUCCACGCCGCUCUGGUGGCUGCCCUCUUCUGGUUCCUUUUGUUCAACGGCAUUGUCGCCACACAAGUCGUGGAAGAUGGAACCAUGGCAUCUCUGAUCCCCUUCUUCGGACUCGGUUUCCUAAUAUUCGUCGGAACGCUUUAUAUCAGUCUCGAUACCGGUUUUUCUUUCACAAGCGCCUUCCAAUCAGACCCUCCUUCAGACCUUAAGAACAUUGCACUCUUCGUCCUUACCUCUGUCUGGCCUGGCGCAACAAUUAUAUUUUACUACAUCUUGAUGGCCUAUGUCAUCACAGUUGUCCUUCGCGAGAAGAAGCCACUUGGCAAGUCCAACUCGCCUCGCUACUUGACCAUCGCCAUCGUCAUCAUGGCUGCCUCUCAAGUUAUCUACAUGCUCGCCAAUUCACCACUAUGCAAAGUCUCAAAUCAGAAGGUGGAUGGCUCUUUCAUCGCCACCCUCCUCGAGACCGUUGCAGUGGUCUUCCUAGUCGUCACCUGGAGCAGCGUAACGGAGGAAUCAUGGGGAGAUGAAUCGUACUACUGA
Messenger RNA from Serendipita indica DSM 11827, 1386 nucleotides. The record is from the annotation of a GenBank genome assembly. Lineage: Eukaryota; Fungi; Basidiomycota; Agaricomycetes; Sebacinales; Serendipitaceae.